CUGCACAAGAUGAUGAAGGUUACCAUGUUUCUGUUGGUUGCUGUGUUGAUCUUGACCCAGUACACCAGUGUUCAGUCGUGUGCUGUUGAUAAUGCGAUUGACCAGAAGAUCGCGGCAUCUGUUGCCGCCAAAGUGACCGCUGCCCUGGCAAAUGCCCAUCUGGUUUGUACAAAUGUGCAUUCAAGGGGACGUCUUGCCGUCUGUCCUUCAGGUUACAAAAUUACUGCCUGUGCCUGUGGAUAUGGUUGUGGUUCCUGGGAUAUUCAGGGUGAAAAUGUCUGUCACUGCCAGUGUGCCGUCAUGGACUGGGCAUCUGCCCGGUGUUGCAAAGUGGGCAUCUGAUAAUUCCUCAGCUGCUUGCUGGCUUUGUGGAUCAA
Messenger RNA from Euleptes europaea (tarantolino), 377 nucleotides. RefSeq names its product resistin (gene RETN). Bases 10 to 342 code for a protein of 110 amino acids. Gene Ontology annotation, molecular function: hormone activity. Gene Ontology annotation, cellular component: extracellular region. NCBI's taxonomy places the organism in Eukaryota, Metazoa, Chordata, Lepidosauria, Squamata, Sphaerodactylidae. The record is from RefSeq and is a predicted model, not a curated record. The transcript is spliced from 3 exons.